Molecule: messenger RNA, 951 nt
Organism: Prorocentrum cordatum
Lineage: Eukaryota; Dinophyceae; Prorocentrales; Prorocentraceae
Source: the annotation of a GenBank genome assembly
GCAUCCCUGAGCAUCUACAUCGACGCGCAGCGCACCGACUCGCUGCUGCCGUUGCUCGAGCGCUUCAGCGAACUGGCCCCCCACGGGCCCGUGCAGAAGUACGGGAGCGACCUCACCGACUGCUUCACGAACAUCCCACACUGCCUUGUGCGCCGGGCUUGGGCCUUCUACCAGGAGGUCCUGGCUGCACGGGACACCUCGGCCAUCGCCGCCCCGCGCCGGCGCGGAUUCGCACGAACCCUGCCGUUCGAGCCGCCCAGGGCCUCGCCCCUCCACGUGGUCUUCCGGCCAGCGGACCUCACCGCUGCCAUCGAGCACAGCCUCGCGAACCUCUGGCUCGCGGUGGGCACGCUCGUCGGUCGUGCCACCGACGGACUCGCAAUGGGCAGCUCUUUGGCCGGAGCCUUCACCCGUAUGGUGCUUAUCUACUGCGACGUCGUGUUCCACGCCUCCCUCUACAGUGGGCGCGGCCUCCCGCCGCCUGCUCGCUCCAGAAUCCGAUAUUACGUCGUCGAGGGUGUCCGCAUCCUCAUCCUCGAGUCCCGGUACAUGGACGACUACAUAUGCCUAUGGAAGACAGACGGCGGCGAUGUCAUCACGGGCAUGCGGCUUUCCCUCGAUUCAUGUGGGAGAGUCUCGGUACGGCCGGCGUCCCUCGAUCUCGGGUCCUACUCGGACGACUUCCAAUACCCACCGUACAUGCACUUCCGUAGUUUCGCUCCGAACGCCACCAAGAGAGCCAUCGCCCUCGGCCUCAUCGCGCGGACCGACGCCUUCACGUACCCCCCAGACGCGAAGGCGGCCGCGCUCGCCGACCUACUCACGCUCCUCAUCACGGCGGCGGAGUUCCAGGCGGCUGUCGUAAAGCGGUGGGCCACGCAGAGCCAGGUGAGCGCCCCCAGGCCAUGGGUCACGAAGGCAUGCGAGCAAUGGGAGGCUCGUUCUGCCUGA